Messenger RNA from Zophobas morio, 855 nucleotides. RefSeq lists its product as uncharacterized. The coding region runs from base 409 to 771 and encodes 120 amino acids. NCBI's taxonomy places the organism in Eukaryota, Metazoa, Arthropoda, Insecta, Coleoptera, Tenebrionidae. The record is from RefSeq and is a predicted model, not a curated record. The transcript has 4 exons.
UCCGCUGGAUUUAAGUCAAAGAUCGAUGAAUUUUGAGUCACGAAAGUGCACCUGCGCAAACGUCACCCAGACGCGCCAAAUUCAAACUUAAUUGUUUAUAAUAAAUAGGGUCAACCUUCACAACUGAAUUGCGGAAGUUUGAAACUCGUGCAGAUAAUAUGAUUAGUGUGUGGUUGUAUUACAUGCGAAAAUUUGCACAUUUGUUGGAUCAAGUCGAGUGUCUAAAGCCGACUAUUCGUGUUAAAUUGGGUAAAAUAACAACUUUAUGGGUUUGGAGUGAGAGUCCGCGAAAUGCGCAAGACGUCGCUCUAGAUUUAAAAGAGGUGGCACCAAGCUCAAGAAUUGGAGUCUCCAACAGCUCGUCUUCGGCUUCCAGUCUCCAGAACUAGCUUCCACCUUCCAGCAACAAUGGGCUUCGCGACAAUAAAGACAUCCAUUAAGGACCACCGAAUGGUUCUGUUGUUAUUCGCAGUCGUCUUCUUCUUAUCAGUUCAAGAGACCUAUGGAGAUAACAAGAGCUCCAAUAUUCUGAACCGGAAUUACUGCAGGAACCACAUUUUCUCGCCGCGGUGCCGCGGACAGCAAAAAAGGGACGUCAUGAGCCGCCCUAGCGAGGAAUACAGGUUACCCGUAGUGGAAGACUUCUCCGGCAUCGACAGAUCGCGCGAAAUCACCGCAAUUCUCAACAGCCCCACUCUCCUAGGCGAACUAUUACGAAAAAUCGUCGAAACCCCCGAAUACGAAUCCGACACAAGCAACUACUUGAAAUGAACGUCUCCAACAACCAACAGUAUUAAUCAGUAUUCCUAUUUAAUAAUUUAUUUAUUUAUUGCUUAAAAUAUAACUUAAAACCUC